AUGUCUCCGGAGUGCGGAGGAGAGCUGCAUGGCGACGCUGGCCAGCUCACCUCGCCCGGCUACCCGGCUCGGUACGACGCCGACCUGACCUGCACCUGGGUCAUCACCGGGCCCAGGAGCAUCACCCUGCGCGUCUGGAACUUUUCGCUGGGGAUGUCCGACACGGUGGAGGUCUGGGAUGGCGGCUCCGACCAAUCACCGUCGCUAGGGAACUUCAAGUUCUGGUCCAUACCGACGCUGAUUGGUCCGUCCAGUGGACACCAGCUGACCGUUCGCUUCGUCUCGGGUGCAUAUAGCUUUGCCGGCAAUGGCUUCGACUUCACCUGGGCUGAGACAAGGACCUACGAACUGGCUUCUUGGAAACGGAGGAAGGAUCAAGGCAAGCAGGAACUCCACGGCUUCAGAGUCAGCUGCGUGCGAAGUGCACGCUAUCCCGCUGAUAUGCUUAUCGGCAUCCAGGACUUCUCGCAGGUUGAAAAUCAUGUCUUUUCUGGGCUUGACAGCCUGAAGUGUGGGCGGAUGGAGCAGUAUCCGCAGCUGCAGCUGACGCUCACCGACCGCAUCAGUGUCCCCACGUCUUCGAACUCGGCGGAGAACCUGUGUCCGGUCGGAGAGGUGGUGGUGGAGCUGUACAGCUCGUUCAGCGCCUUCAGUGAUCUCACCAAGUUUCGCUGUGCCACGGUUCAGGGCGGGCCGUUUGUGGACGAGGACCACUGUCGCUAUGUCACGAUCGACAACAAGUUCUCCUUCUCCACCAACAGGAGUGCCUCAUCCAGGUGGCCAGUGGAGUGCAAGGACGACGAAGUCGUAACGGGCAUCUCUUACAUGGCCGGCCACGUCCCUCCGUUCGAGGCGAUCCGGUGCUGUGUGCUGACGAUGGGUUAG
Messenger RNA from Pollicipes pollicipes, 885 nucleotides. RefSeq names its product neuropilin-1. Lineage: Eukaryota; Metazoa; Arthropoda; Thecostraca; Pollicipedomorpha; Pollicipedidae. The record is from RefSeq and is a predicted model, not a curated record. The coding region runs from base 1 to 885 and encodes 294 amino acids. The transcript is spliced from 7 exons.